UUGGUUUGGCCCGACUGGCGGGUGGGGCGGGAGCCGGCGGUGAUUGACACGUCUCGCGCGCUUCGGCCCGCCCCUCCGCGCGCUGUGAUUGGCCCCGCGCGGGUUCCGUUUCCGGUCGGGCCAUGGCGGCGACGCGCGCGCUGUGAGGGCUAUGGCGGCCCCGCACGCAGAGAAGCUGGAGGGAGCGGUCCCGGCCCCGCCGGGGCCCCCGCACCCCGCGGGCAGUGCUGCUGCCGGCGGGCCCGGCCGGAAGCAGGGCAAGGCAGGGCUGCAGAUGAAGAGCCCCGAGAAAAAGCGGCGCAAGUCCAACACGCAGGUAGGGCCGGGCUCGGGGCGGCGCGGGGGCCGGGGACGCGCCGCAGCAAUCCUGACCGCCACCUUCUCCCCGCAGGGCCCUGCCUACUCGCACCUCUCGGAGUUCGCCCCGCCGCCCACUCCCAUGGUGGACCACCUGGUGGCUUCCAACCCCUUUGAGGAUGAUUUCGGGGCCCCCAAGGUGGGCGCGGCGCCCGCCCCCUUCCUGGGCAGCCCCGUCCCCUUCGGCGGUUUCCGCAUGCAGGGGGGGAUGUCGCCGCAGGUGCCCCCUGGUUACGGCGGGGGUCCCCAGCCCCUGCGGAGGCAGCCGCCCCCGUUCGCCCCCGGGCAGAUUGGCCCGGCUUUUAGCAUGCCCCCCCAGAAUCCAAACUACGUGCAGCCGGGGGGCUUGACCUUCGCCGGGCAGCCCUUCAGCCAGCCCCUCGGACAGAACUUCAGCCCCCCUAUGGGGCAGCUCAUGCAGGGGCCUGUUGCGGGCUUCGGGCCCAUGAUGUCCCCCACUAUGGGGCAGCCCCCGCGAGGGGACAUGGGACCUGGGCCAGCCCUCAACCCCCCCGGGGGCCCAGCAGUGGCUCAGCGCUUCAGCCAGCCCAGCAACCUCUUUGGACAGUCGCCCAUGCAGCGCCCCGGGCAGAACAUGCCCCCGCUGCCCCCCACGGCCAGUCCCUUCCCUGGGGCGGAUCCCGGCUUCCCCGCUAGCAGCGAGGAGGGGGGCAAGAACCCUCCCCCCAGCACCUUCGCCCAGGAGCAGCACUCGGGCUCCCCCGCCACCGUCAACGGGGCACAGCCCGGCUUCGCCCCCAACAGCGCCGGCCGCAGCGCCAGCACCCCCGAGAGCAACAGCCUCCCCCUGCCGCCCCCCGGCAAGGCCGGCAGUGCCUCGGGCCACCAGCCGCCCCCGGGGCUCGUCUACCCCUGCGGGGCCUGUCGCAAUGAGGUGAACGAUGACCAGGACGCCAUCCUGUGCGAGGCCUCCUGCCAGAAGUGGUUCCACCGGGAGUGCACGGGCAUGACCGAGAAUGCCUACGGGCUGCUCACCACUGAGGCCUCCGCCGUCUGGGCCUGCGACUUCUGCCUCAAGACGAAGGAGAUCCAGUCGGUCUACAUCCGGGAGGGCAUGGGACAGCUGGUGACCGCCAAUGAUGGCUGAGCCACCCUUCAGCCGCCAUGGACAGCUUUCCCCACUGAUUUAGGACCAAACACCCUUUUUUUGUAGCUGUCGCCCCCCGGCCCGCCCCCCCCCCCC
Molecule: messenger RNA, 1561 nt
Organism: Serinus canaria (Common canary)
Lineage: Eukaryota; Metazoa; Chordata; Aves; Passeriformes; Fringillidae
Gene: PYGO2
Product: pygopus family PHD finger 2
Exons: 2
Coding region: 152-1465 (437 amino acids)
Biological process (GO): spermatid nucleus differentiation; kidney development
Source: RefSeq, a predicted model, not a curated record